Drosophila subpulchrella is the source of this 1236-nucleotide messenger RNA. RefSeq names its product STIP1 homology and U box-containing protein 1 (gene STUB1). Bases 264 to 1133 code for a protein of 289 amino acids. Gene Ontology annotation, molecular function: ubiquitin protein ligase activity; protein-folding chaperone binding. Lineage: Eukaryota; Metazoa; Arthropoda; Insecta; Diptera; Drosophilidae. Gene Ontology annotation, biological process: proteasome-mediated ubiquitin-dependent protein catabolic process; protein quality control for misfolded or incompletely synthesized proteins; protein polyubiquitination. The record is from RefSeq and is a predicted model, not a curated record. Gene Ontology annotation, cellular component: cytoplasm; Z disc. The transcript has 6 exons.
AACACAUCGAUUAACGCAGCUGAAAAUUGUUUUAUGUUUAAUUAAAUACAAGCAGAUAAGCCGAGUACUAAUUGGUGUUCUGGGCGUUAAGUAGUCGCCACCGUUUUCCACAUAAGACUUUGGUUACUGUUGAUUUCUUGUACCAGUUACGCACUCCUAGAAAAGGAAUCAAAUUUGUUAGUGCUUCUGUGUUGUUGGACACUGACUUUUUAUCGGGGCUUCGAAGAAAAUAAAAUUCUGGACCAGCCGCAACAAUUGUCAGGAUGACGACCAAACACAUUUAUUCCACAACCAAUUUGUCGGACCUGCAGCUGAAGGAGCAGGGCAAUUGCCUGUUUGCAGCCCGAAAAUAUGACGACGCAAUAAACUGCUACUCAAAGGCCAUCAUAAAAAACCCCACAAACGCCACCUACUUCACGAAUCGAGCCCUCUGCAACCUGAAACUGAAGCGGUGGGAACUCUGCUGCCAGGAUUGUCGGCGCGCCCUGGACAUCGAUGGGAACCUGCUGAAAGGACACUUCUUCCUGGGCCAAGGACUCAUGGAAAUCGACAGCUUUGACGAGGCCAUAAAGCACCUUCAACGGGCUUACGAUCUCUCCAAGGAACAAAAGCAAAACUUUGGGGAUGAUAUUACCUUGCAAUUGCGUCUAGCUCGCAAAAAACGUUGGAACGUCUUGGAGGAGAAGCGAAUACAGCAGGAAAUUGAAUUGCAAACCUAUUUGAAUCAGUUAAUUAAAGGAGACAUGGAAAGCCGUCUAUCAAAUUUAAAACUUAAUGAAAGUGCACACGAAGAACAACUAAAAGACAAACAACAGGAGAUUGAACAAGAGUGUGACGACCACAUAAAAGAACUAAACAACAUAUUUUCUAAAGUUGAUGAACGCCGAAGGAAGCGCGACGUUCCCGAUUUUUUAUGUGGCAAAAUUAGUUUUGAAAUAUUAACGGACCCUGUGAUAACUCCAUCUGGAAUUACCUAUGAACGCAAAGAUAUAGAAGAGCAUUUACAGCGCGUUGGACAUUUUGAUCCUGUUACACGUGUGAAGCUCACUCAGGAUCAACUAAUACCAAAUUUUUCGAUGAAGGAAGUGGUUGACUCUUUUAUUGCAGAGAACGAAUGGUCUUUAGAUUAUUGAGUUAUGUAUUAUGGGAUAAACAUUGUAAUUGAAUAGAUGUUAGAACCGAGUUCACAUUGUCUAAAAACCAGAAUAGUGAUAAUAAAUGUGGAUCUGCAACUGA